Messenger RNA from Salmo salar (Atlantic salmon), 5091 nucleotides. Its product is annotated as glutamate receptor 4. Gene Ontology annotation, cellular component: membrane. Lineage: Eukaryota; Metazoa; Chordata; Actinopteri; Salmoniformes; Salmonidae. Gene Ontology annotation, molecular function: signaling receptor activity; ligand-gated monoatomic ion channel activity. The record is from RefSeq and is a predicted model, not a curated record. Gene Ontology annotation, biological process: monoatomic ion transport.
AUGUCCAAUCCUUCCAUGCAGGCUGUAGACGCUCCUCACCACUGGCGAGUUGUUCUCUCUGUCUUUUCCUUCUCGCGCUCUCUUGCAUGUGCUCGGUUUAGUGUUUACCGAGCUGGACAGAGCUCUCUCCAGCGGCAGCGGACACUGCGGGGGAACAAGACCACUAUGGAUUGCUAAAACUCGGGCUUAUUUUUCAAUUUUCCGACCUUCUCUCUCGCCUUGUUUCCUCCUCCUCCAUGUCUCUCCACAGUUUUUAAAGGACGGAAAAUGAGGAUUAUUUACCUGCACUUUCUCGGGGUGUUUUCCGCCCUUUGGGGGCUAGCGACUGGGGCUUUCCCCAGCAGUGUUCAAAUAGGUGGUCUAUUUAUCAGGAACACAGAUCAGGAGUACACAGCAUUUCGACUGGCUAUCUUCCUGCACAACACCAGCCCCAAUGCCACGGAGGCUCCAUUCAACCUUGUACCCCAUGUCGACAACAUUGAGACAGCAAACAGCUUCGCCGUCACAAAUGCCUUCUGUUCGCAAUACUCGCGGGGUGUGUUUGCCAUCUUCGGCCUGUACGACAAGCGUUCGGUGCACACCCUGACGUCGUUCUGCAGCGCUCUGCACAUCUCCCUGGUCACACCCAGUUUCCCCACGGAGGGGGAGGGCCAGUUCACCCUGCAGCUCCGCCCCUCUAUCAGAGGAGCUCUGCUGUCCCUGCUGGACCACUACGACUGGAGCCGCUUUGUAUUCCUCUAUGACACAGACAGAGGUUACGCCAUCCUACAGGCAAUCAUGGAGCGAGCAGGUCAAAAUGGUUGGCAGGUGAGUGCCAUCUGCGUGGAGAGUUUCAACGAGGCAGCGUACCGUCGUCUGCUAGAGGACCUGGACCGCCGGCAGGAGAGGAAGUAUGUCAUCGACCUGGAGCCUGAGAGACUGCAGAGCAUUCUAGAACAGGCCGUUAGUGUGGGGAAACAUGUCAAAGGCUACCAUUACAUCUUAGCCAACCUGGGUUUUAAAGACAUAUCUCUAGAGAGAUUCAUGCAUGGUGGGGCUAACAUCACAGGCUUCCAGUUGGUUGACUUCAGUAAGCCAAUAGUUCUCAAGUUGAUGCAGCGCUGGAACAAACUGGACCAGAGAGAGUACCCAGGCUCUGACAUCCCACCCAAGUACACCUCGUCUCUGACGUAUGAUGGGGUUUUGGUGAUGGCCGAGGCCUUCAGGAACCUGCGUCGUCAGAAGAUAGACAUCUCCCGUAGAGGAAAUGCUGGAGACUGUCUGGCCAACCCAGCUGCUCCCUGGAACCAGGGCAUAGACAUGGAACGCACACUCAAACAGGUGCGUAUCCAGGGUCUAACAGGUAACAUCCAGUUUGACCACUACGGCCGCAGAGUCAACUACACCAUGGACGUGUUUGAACUGAAGAGCAACGGACCACAACGGAUUGGCUACUGGAACGACAUUGACAAACUGGUCCUGGUCCAGAAUGAGGUGCUGUUGUCCAAUGACAGCACAAACAUUGAGAACAGGACAGUCGUCGUGACAACUAUCAUGGAGGGUCCUUAUGUGAUGCUGAAGAAGAACUGGGAGAUGUUCGAGGGGAAUGACCAGUUCGAGGGCUACUGCGUGGACUUGGCCUCAGAGAUCGCCAAACACAUCGGCAUCAAGUACAAGAUCGCCAUCGUCCCUGACGGCAAGUAUGGAGCCAGAGACCCCGAGACCAAGAUCUGGAAUGGCAUGGUGGGAGAACUGGUCUAUGGGAAAGCAGAGAUAGCGGUCGCCCCUCUGACUAUAACCCUGGUCCGUGAGGAGGUGAUAGACUUCUCUAAGCCCUUCAUGUCCUUGGGGAUCUCCAUCAUGAUCAAGAAGCCCCAGAAGUCUAAACCUGGAGUGUUCUCCUUCCUGGACCCUCUGGCCUAUGAGAUCUGGAUGUGCAUUGUCUUCGCUUACAUAGGAGUCAGUGUGGUGCUGUUUCUGGUGAGUCGUUUCAGUCCAUAUGAGUGGCAUGCAGAGGAGCCAGAGGAAGGCUCUACAGAGCCAGGCCCCACUGACCAGCCACCCAAUGAGUUUGGCAUCUUCAAUUCACUCUGGUUCUCACUGGGGGCCUUCAUGCAGCAGGGCUGCGACAUCUCACCACGGUCUCUGUCAGGGCGUAUAGUGGGUGGUGUGUGGUGGUUCUUCACUCUCAUCAUCAUCUCGUCCUACACGGCCAACCUGGCUGCUUUCCUCACAGUGGAAAGGAUGGUGUCGCCCAUAGAGAGUGCUGAGGAUCUGGCCAAGCAGACGGAGAUCGCCUAUGGAACACUGGACUCAGGCUCCACCAAGGAGUUCUUCAGGAGGUCAAAGAUCGCUGUAUACGAGAAGAUGUGGUCCUAUAUGAAGUCUGCUGAGCCCUCUGUCUUCGCUAAGACCACAGCGGAGGGCGUGGCUCGCGUCCGCAAGUCCAAAGGGAAGUACGCUUUCCUCCUGGAGUCCACCAUGAAUGAGUACACGGAACAACGCAAGCCCUGCGACACCAUGAAGGUUGGAGGCAACCUGGACUCCAAGGGAUAUGGCAUUGCCACACCUAAAGGCUCACAGCUAAGAAAUGCGGUCAACCUGGCCGUGUUAAAACUCAACGAGCAGGGCCUGUUGGACAAAUUGAAAAAUAAGUGGUGGUACGACAAGGGAGAGUGUGGCAGCGGGGGAGGGGACUCCAAGGACAAGUCGUCCCAGGCCCUGAGCCUGAGCAACGUGGCUGGGGUGUUCUACAUCCUGGUGGGGGGUCUGGGCCUAGCCAUGCUGGUGGCCCUGGUCGAGUUCUGCUACAAGUCGCGCGCCGAGGCCAAGCGCAUGAAGCUGCCCUUCACAGAAGCCAUGCGGAACAAGGCUCGGCUGUCAAUCACGGGCAGUGUGGGUGAGAAUGGGCGUGUCUUAACCCCGGACUGCCCUAAGGCCGUCCAUGCUGGCCACUCCCUCAGACACCCAGGGCUUUCCCUACCCUCGGUCCUACCCUGAAAACCAAAAACACACACUGUGCCUUAACCACACACACACACACACACACACACGCACACACGCACACACGCACGCGGCUACAUCAUUACCACCCCGACACCACACAUACACACAGACCAGAGACCGCCAGCAAGUAACAGCAACUACAGGGAGAGAGGGGGGAGAAGUAUGACGAUCACCAUCACACUAAAAUCCUCAUAUGAGUGUAAACGUUGGGAGAUCCAUGAAACAAGGACAACAAGGUGCCAAACUGACAUUGUCAGCACACUAACGACACAGGAACCAAAAUAAACAAAAAGAUGGCGAUGUUGAUGACGAAGACUUUGGGCAGCGUCAUGAGUAGGCAGACAUGUGACUUUAUCUGCUCCGACGUGAUAGAAUGGGUCCUCUAACAAGCCACACCCCUAACCCCAUACCAGGAAACUAUGCUUUAGGACAAACACCACCAUCAUCAUAAUCUUCAUCAUCUUCACUUGCCUGCGAGGAAUUAGCGGCAGGAGAAUCUCUUAUAAGACCAGAAAACUGUAAACCUGAAAACAUUGGACUGUACAAACCUGCUCUUUCGCCGUGAACUGGUCAGACGAACAUGCUUUCUUACAACACUUUGGUUAGCGUCUCGCAAAAACAACGCAGAGAUCACUGAAGUUACCUUAAUAGACGACAACUCGAUGGAUAUCUCCAAACUCACACGGCUAACUCAACCGUAGGAUUCACAGGGGUUUGUAGAAAUAAACUACUGAAAUGAUCCAUAAAAUGACAGUAACGCUAAAUAACAAGUAGAUGUACCACUUCUCUGGGCGGGGAACAGAGGUAAAGCUGUACAUUCUGUGAAAAGUGAAGAAAACGUAUCAAAGUUCAUCUCAAAUGAGACAUUAUUCCCAAUAUAAGGCAUUAUUUUUUACCAGGGCCACAUUUAGCCAGCUAGGCCUCUGGUCUGAAGAAGUGACACAUAGCCAUGAUGUUUUUCAGUGGAAGGGGAGGUACUGUAUCAGAAGCUUGCUUUUUAAACUGUUGUAAAUAACUGCGUAGCAAAACUGAACUCACCUCUCUUUUUUAACCAUCUUAGGUAAUAAUUCAUUGCAAUAAUGAAUAUAACAAAAUGCCACUUGUAAUUAUGAAUACAUCUUUUUAUAAAUACAUAUUAUAUACAGUACAAAUGAAUAUAUAUCUAUACAUCUACAGAGAGCUAUAGAACAUUAGAUUAUCACCAUUGAGUGAGGCCAUGACAUGUUCUGUUAAAGGGUGUUUUGAUAAUGAUAAUGAUUCAUUUCCACAGUCUUUAUGUGUCCUAAUCCACACUGAAUGUCAAUCUGACACUCACAAACACACAAACACACAUCAUCAAUUACACAGGGUCAACUCUCGCAGAGUGAUCUUCAGCACCACACAAGAUGUUCCUUUUUUUCCAGUUGUUUGUUCCCCAUUUUGUUUUAUUUUGUUGUUUUGUCCAUCAUUUUGAGAACAUAGCCUCUGUACGUACAAUAGUCCCAGGUCUUCUUUGUGUUUAAUCCUCUAGCCAUGUUCUUUUGUCUGACCGUCUUCUGUUUUAAAGGCUAUUACAGCAGUCUGGAGAGGCCAAGAGGAAAGGGAGAAAGAAAAAUAACAAAGAAAUGAAGUACCAGAAAGAGUUCUAACUGAAUGGUGGAGUUUGGUGGCAUUGACAGCAGUUGCAGGGGUAGUAUUGCCUUGGCCCUGGAAUUUUGACCACUCUGUAUCUCCUCCUCUUCUCUCCUCUCACUGAGAGGGUCACUGAACAGAGUCCCCUUGACCUAACCCCUGACAUUAAACCUUUGACCUUCUCUAGCUUUGACCUUUCGACUCUUAUAGGCACUGACAAGACCAGUCAGCCUUUAAACUCUCACUCUGAUCCCUAGUCUUAUUCUCUCUCCCUCUCCUAACCCUCUAGAGUUUACAAGACAUUUAGAUUAUUUAAUUUUUAUAUUUUUCAAUCUCCCACCAGAUGAACUAAAACCCAGACAGGCAAUCCUGUCUGUGUAUUGUUGAAGCAGACAGGUUGACUGCUGGCUGGUUACUAACCACUUCAGUUUUUUCUGGGUUUAACACAAUCUUUCUUUGUAUUUGGUUACGUUUUUUAGUAAAAAAUCAACCCCU